UAGCCAGAAAAAAAUAGUCGUGUGAAAUCUUCGCAGUUUGACGUACCGUGCUCCUGCAGCGGACGAGACUGCGAACCCAGCGCGCUACGAACGACUCUUGACAGCCUGCUUUGCAGCUUCAUAUACUUUUCGUGGCCCAAAUCCGCUCAACAAGCGUAGAGAGGGCCCAGAUUGCACAGCACCAGUAUUAUGGCCAGGCUCCUCCUCGUCGCCGCGACCGCCACCGCUCUGAGGCCAGCGGCGACGCCUAGAACACGAUUGACACAAUUACGAGCCGAGCCGCUCACGGAAGCAAGGAACGCGCUGCGCGGCGCCGCCGCCGCGGUAGAGCCACAACUUAAGGCACUAGAGAGGGAAGUCCAGGACGCCAAGAACGCGGCGGACGCCGCCCAGCGCGCCACGGACGCCGCCCUCGCGCGCGCGGCCGCCGCCGAGGCCGCGGCACGGACGGCCGAGACCGAACGAUUAAAUGCUGAGCAAAUCCGCGAGCAGGCCUGGGAGGCCGCCAAGGCCAAGGCCGCCGACCGCGGGCGGUUGGAUCAAGCAUUAGCCGAGUGCGCCAAGGCCGAGGAGGCCGCUCGUAAUGCUGACGAGGAGACCAAACGGGCGAUCGCCGUGGACGGCGGCGCCGCGAAUAUUGAGGAGUUGAAGGCCGCGGCGGAGAAGGCCGACGCCGCCGCCUUGGCCGCGGACGAGACGAUGGCGCAAGAGGUGGACCGCAUCGGCGAUGCGGCUGCUUCGAAAUUGGACAGGGCCGCGGCGCAGGCGGAAGAGCUCCGCAAGGAGUUGAAGGAGGACCCGUCCGACGCGACGGCCGGUGUCGCGCUGGGCGCCGCGGGCCUGGCGGGGUUUUUGUUAUUGGCGGGCAUCGGCGGGCCGGGCGCGGGCGUCGUCGGUGCUUGUGGCGGCGCGUUGGCGCUGCUGACGUUCGGAUCGGUCCCCGCCGAGAAGCAGUAGGCUCUGAUUCAUCUAAGUAUGAGGGCAGGGGGCGGGGCGGGCGGGCGGUAACACA
Messenger RNA from Pelagomonas calceolata, 1012 nucleotides. Lineage: Eukaryota; Pelagophyceae; Pelagomonadales; Pelagomonadaceae. The record is from the annotation of a GenBank genome assembly.